Molecule: messenger RNA, 2720 nt
Organism: Oryctolagus cuniculus (rabbit)
Lineage: Eukaryota; Metazoa; Chordata; Mammalia; Lagomorpha; Leporidae
Gene: PLG
Product: plasminogen
Biological process (GO): proteolysis
Molecular function (GO): signaling receptor binding; serine-type endopeptidase activity
Source: RefSeq, a predicted model, not a curated record
CAUCCCGGGACGGGGACACGGGCUUCCGGACGCCGCGGUCCCGUCCCGACAUGGAGCAGAGGGCAGUAGUCCUUCUCCUUCUCUUACUUCUGAAACCAGGUCAAGCAGAACCCCUGGAUGACUACGUGAACACCCAGGGGGCCUCGCUGUUCAGUUUCACCAAGAAGCAGCUGGGAGCAGCGAGCAUAGCAGAGUGUGCAGCGAGAUGUGAGGCGGAGACGGAGUUCACGUGCAGGUCCUUCCAAUACCACAGCAAAGAGCAGCAGUGCGUGGUCAUGGCUGAGAACAGCAAGUCCUCGGCCAUCAUCAGGAGGCGGGACGUGGUGCUGUUUGAGAAGAGAAUGUAUCUCUCAGAGUGCAAGAUCGGGAACGGGAGGAGCUACAGAGGGACGAAGUCCAAGACGAAAACUGGCUUCACCUGUCAGAAAUGGAGCUCCAGUUACCCCCACAAACCAAACUUCACACCCAAAAAGUACCCCGCGGAGGGCCUGGAGGAGAACUACUGCCGGAACCCAGACAACGACGAGCAGGGGCCCUGGUGCUACACGACCAACCCAGACGAGCGAUUCGACUACUGCGACAUCCCGGAGUGUGAAGAUGAAUGUAUGCACUGCAGCGGAGAAAAUUAUGAAGGCAAAAUUUCCAAGACGAUGUCUGGCAUCGAAUGCCAGGCCUGGGACUCGCAGAGCCCGCAUGCGCACGGCUACAUCCCUUCCAAAUUUCCCAACAAGAACCUGAAGAAGAAUUACUGCCGGAACCCCGACGGCGAGCCGCGCCCCUGGUGCUUCACCAUGGACCCCAAAAAGCGCUGGGAGCUCUGUGACAUCCCGCGCUGCACCACACCCCCGCCCCCUUCUGGCCCGACCCACCAGUGCCUGAAGGGGAGGGGUGAGAGCUACCGAGGGAAGGUGGCCCGCACCAAGUCCGGGCUCACCUGUCAGCGCUGGAGUGAGCAGACCCCUCACCUCCACAACAGGACCCCGGAAAACUUCCCCUGCAAAGACCUGGAUGAAAACUACUGUCGGAACCCGGAUGGAGAGUCGGCUCCGUGGUGCUACACGACCGACAGCAAGGUGCGGUGGGAGCACUGUGACAUCCCGUCCUGUGCCUCCUCGCCCACGUCCGUGGAGCCCCUGGAUGCCCCAGCACCACCCGAGGAAACCCCCGUGGUCCAGGAGUGCUACCAGGGCAACGGGCAGAGCUAUCGAGGGACGUCAUCCACCACCAUCACAGGGCGGAAAUGCCAGUCUUGGCUGUCGAUGACACCACACCGGCAUCAGAGGACCCCACAGAACUACCCGAAUGCGGACCUGACAAUGAACUACUGCAGGAACCCCGACGAUGACAUCCGCCCGUGGUGCUACACCACCGACCCGAGCGUCAGAUGGGAAUACUGCAACCUGCGGAGGUGCUCGGAGCCGGCCGCCAGCCCGGCAGCCACUGUACCCACGGCCCAGCUCCCCAGGCCGGAGGCUACUUUUGAGCCAGACUGCAUGUUUGGCAACGGGAAAGGAUAUCGGGGCAAGAAGGCGACCACGGCCGACGGCACCCCCUGCCAGGGGUGGGCUGCGCAGGAGCCCCACAGGCACAACAUCUUCACGCCCGAGACAAACCCACGCGCAGGUCUGGAGCGCAAUUACUGCCGUAAUCCUGAUGGUGACACCAACGGCCCCUGGUGCUACACGAUGAACCCAAGGAAGCUUUACGACUACUGUGACGUCCCUCAGUGUGCUUCCUCCUCUUCCUAUGACUGUGGGAAGCCCAAGGUGGAGCCGAAGAAGUGUCCGGGAAGGGUGGUCGGCGGGUGUGUGGCCAACCCACACUCCUGGCCUUGGCAGAUCAGUCUCAGGACACGGACUGGACAGCACUUCUGCGGAGGCACUCUCAUAGCCCCCGAGUGGGUGCUGACCGCUGCCCACUGCCUGGAAAAGUACCCAAGGCCUUCAGCAUACAGAGUCAUCCUGGGCGCACACAAAGAAGUGAAUCUGGAAUUGGACGUUCAGGACAUAGACGUGGCCAAGUUGUUCUUGGAGCCCUCGCGAGCGGACAUUGCCCUGAUGAAGCUAAGCAGCCCUGCCGUCAUCACCGACAAGGUCAUCCCAGCUUGUCUGCCCUCCUCAAAUUACGUGGUUGCCGACCGGACGGAGUGCUACAUCACUGGCUGGGGAGAAACCCAAGGGACCUACGGCGCUGGCCUUCUCAAGGAAGCGCAGUUGCCUGUGAUUGAGAACAAGGUGUGCAAUCGAUUCGAGUACCUGAACGGAAGAGUCAGGUCCACGGAGCUGUGUGCUGGGCACCUGGCAGGCGGCACGGACAGCUGCCAGGGUGACAGCGGUGGGCCUCUGGUUUGCUUUGAGAAAGACAAAUACAUCCUACAAGGAGUCACCUCCUGGGGUCUUGGCUGUGCGCGUCCCAAUAAGCCUGGCGUCUAUGUUCGUGUCUCAAGGUUUGUUGAUUGGAUUGAAAGAACGAUGAGAAAUAAUUAAUUGGAUGGGAGACCGGUGGUGAAGCAUCAGGCUCCCCAGAGGCUGGAGCCCGUGUAGGGGAUCUGGUGUCUUGGAAGGAGGUGACAGGAAUCAAGGCACCGCACUUCGCUGUCACCUACCGCCAGCUCUCAGUGUUCUUGUAUGUGUGUGGCUAAAGGACUGCUGGAUUCUGUAAGAAUCAGGCAACACAGCUGUGCCACUGAUGGUGAAUAAACACUGUACUUACUUGAUUGA